Molecule: messenger RNA, 5983 nt
Organism: Astrephomene gubernaculifera
Lineage: Eukaryota; Viridiplantae; Chlorophyta; Chlorophyceae; Chlamydomonadales; Astrephomenaceae
Source: the annotation of a GenBank genome assembly
ACACUCCUGCCUCACAUAGCAAUUCACAGCUGCCUGUAAGGGACAACAUGAAAGCCUUAUAUGCGUUAAUAAUUUGACUCAUUGACUUCACAGCUGUCACCUCGUCUGUCGCUAAUAGUUAGAGUCUUCGUCCUGGUCGCGAACUUACAUUAUGGCACCGAAGUAGCUUGUAUUACGCGGCCUACGGUCGUGUUGUUGCGAAGUGCAAGGCAGCAUGGGAGUCGGAGCCGAUGGUUCCCAACAAGAAUGCUGGCGCCAAUUUGCAGGAGGGCUUGAGGUUCCGGUCACAAGAUAGAGGGGAGUCCCAGCUUGUUUGCCAUGCAACCGCGGUCGCUGUACACACGCGGCCGCGGUCGCCAGGGUUUUCCCCAGCAAAGUACGUGCGCCCAGAUGAAAGCCGGAGCCCCCAACGUGACAUCAUGCCUCAGCGUGAUGUUGUAGGCAGGACUGGGCCGCAGGGCCACCCUCAACCUUCAGCAGGCAGGGGUCCUCAUUCCAACACCCAACAUCUACAAUUCCGGCCUCCUGCUAACUCAACAGCUCAGCCAUCAGCAGUAGCACAUCUGGCCGCCCCUUCGCGUCCCGGCGGCCAUGCUCUGCCCUCCAGAACCUCUGGGCCCGGGCAUUGGACCCAAGCCCCGGCCCCUUCCGCCCCUACUCAGCAGCAACACGCUGACUGGUACGACAGUGAAGCUGCUCGGAUUUCGGCCACCGCCGCAGCCGUAGCCGGCAUUACCUCCACCUCCAGACAGGUUCCUCCGCAGCAGACGCUAGCGAUGCAGCAGCCAGCAGCUGCCGUGGGCAAAACCGCCGGUGGUAGCGCCAACAGUGGCAACACCAACAGCGGCGCAGCAGCAACCGGUGCCGCACUCUUGGCAGAGAUCCUAGGUCCGCAGCCGCCGCGCAUCACUGCUGCCCCUUCGCAACCUGCCCGUACCGCUGCUGCUGCUGCUGCUACAGCAGGGGCAUACUCAGCCUCGGGCUCCUCCGCGCCAGCUCCCCCACCGUCCGCAGCCACAAGCCACUUGGGCCGCAGCAAUGAACACCGAGGGGGAGCCCCUGUGUCCGCAGCAUCAGGAGCAGGCGCCGCAGCACCAGGCUGGGGCGGUGGUCGCAGCCAAGCCCUGUCUCAGCCUCUGCUUGCCGAGGAAGGCGGUGCCAGGAGUCUAGCAGCACUGGGGCUGCUGGGAGGAGUGGGAGUGGGAGUAGGAGGAGGGGUGGAGGAUCCGGAGGAGGAGGCGCGCAGGGCUCGCAGGCGGCACCGCAGGCGCGUGGCUCGGAUCGUGGUGGAUCACUGGAAGCACUUUGCGGGGGAGCGGUUGCGAGCGCUGGCGGCAAAGAGGCACCACCAUCGGCGGCUUCUGACGGCUGCGCUGGUGGCCUGGCAGGCGGAGGCGGCUGCAGCUCGAGCCCGCAUGCGGCAGGCGGCCGUGUACGACCUGAAGCGGGCUUACCUGGGGCUGGGGCGCUGCCUGCAGGCAUGGCGAGACACGGUGAAGCGGCUGAUGACGCUGCGCUUGCAGCAGGAGCGGUUCAUGGUCGCAAGGCUAACGCGCCAGACCCGUGCCUGCCUGCGCGCCUGGCGGGGCCGCUGCUACCAUGCAGCUGAAAAGCGGAGGAUGCAGCUGCAGGCAUGGUACUAUUUGUGCUUCUCAACACUCACGCGUGCCCUGCGCAAGUGGCAUGCGUGGACGAAGAUGCGCCGUGCCAAGGCGAGCCGCGCCGGCUGGGCAGACGCGAUGCAUGCGGCGGUACUGGGGCGCAAGACCUUCACCGCAUGGAGGCGACGUCGGGCCUACCUGCAAUGGAAGGAGGUUGCGAUCACGACGGGUGCCGCCUUCAGGCGCCUGUGGGUCCUGCGCAGCGUGGUUCAGGGCUGGCGGACCGCUGUACGAGACUGUGCGAUGAUGCGCCGUGCGGGGUGUGUUGCGUUGGCGGCGGUGGCGGAGGGCUUGCAGACGCAGCAGGCGGCUGCGGCGUUUCGCGAAUGGCAGGCCCACGCCGCCGGUAAGCGCCGGCGCCGUCAGCGUGAGCGUUACGCGCUGGCCUACAUGCGGCGCUGGCGGCAGCUGGUGGUCAUGUGGGCCCUGCGGCAGCAGGCGGCACGGCAGCGGCACCUCAGGCGCUGCGAGCAGGCGCUGCAGCCAGUGGGUCGGCGGCUGCGACUGGCGCUGUGGUGGGGCCGCUGGUGGUGCGGAGUGGCAGUACUGCAGGGGCAACGUACGGCAGAGCUGAGAGCUGCCGUACAGCUGCGCGCUUGCUGGGCUACAUGGCGUGCGACAGUGGAGGCGGCGGCUACAAAGCGGGAGUUGCCACAGCUAGCGACCAAGCGCGUACAACGCAUCCGCGCGGCUGCAGCCCUGAACUCUUGGCGGUCCCGCACCGCCCACUGGCGCGCCAAGGCGGCUGCAUGGAGCACCGCAGCGGCCUGGCGCCGGCGGCGGCUGCUGGGGCGGCUGCUGGCGGGCUGGCGGAGUGAAGCGGCGCGGCGGGUGGCCAAGGCAGUGGCGGUGGAGGCGGCGGAGGUGCACCGGCGGCGCGUGGUGCUGUGUCGGGCGGUCCGGCUGUGGAAGCGCUACGCCUGGCGCCGGCACAUGAAGGUAUACGCCUCGCAGCGCCACCUAACUCGCAUGGCGGCAGCAGCGCUGGGCGGCUGGCUGCGACACACGCGGUACAAGGCGAGGAAGGAGCUUAACAGGCGCCGAGCUGUACGACAUAGGUACCUCAUGCUGCUGCAUUCCGGCCUGGCGGCAUUCCGGCGAGCCGUGGAGCGACGGAGAGCCAAACAGGCCGACUGGGCCGAUCUGGUCCGCCUUCACUCUCUUCACGUGGCUCGUGCGGUGCUGGCAGCCUGGUCUCGUCGCUUCGUGCCGGCAGCACUCGCCAAGCGGGCAGUAGGCCGGCAGGCGGACUUGCACCGGGCGCGAGGGCUGAUGCGACGAGCGCUGGCGGGCUGGGGGCAGCAGGCGGCAAGGCUAGCCGCCAAGCACGCACGAGAGCGCCAGGCAAGCGGGCACGCCGCCCUGCGGCUCCUGCGGCGCGCAAUGGUCGCAUGGGCUGAUGCGCCUGCGCUGCAAACAGAGCGACGGGAAGCCAAGGCGGCGCGGCUGGAGGCAGCGGCGGCGGCGCUGGCGGCUGCUGCUGCGAGGCGGCUGCUGGCGGCUUGGCGGGAGGUGCAUGGAGACCUGGUCAUGAAGCGAUUCCAGAACACCCGCGCCCACGAGGUCUGGCGAGUCCGCACCCUGCGUCACUCGCUCACCAACUGGGCCCUGUACCUGGCGCACCGCCGAACGCGUCGCAUGAGCGACGCCCGCGCACGCGCCGCCUGGCGGCUGCACGUGUGGCGGGGGGUGUUGGCGGCGCUGGCAGCGGCGGCGGCGGCGCGGCGAGUGAAGCGACGGCUGCUGGCGGCCGCGGAGGAGCAUCGACGGAACGGACUGCUGAGGCGGGGGCUGGCGGCAUUGGCGUGGUAUGGGAGGUAUCGCGCGGCCAAGGCGCACGGCUACGCAGCCGCACGUGCGCAGUUCACGCGGCGGCUGCAGCGGGAGGGUGCAGUGGCCUGGUUGGAGGCGGGGCUCGCGCGGCGGCAGCGGAGGAUUGAGGGUUUGGCAGCGGCGCAGGCGCACAGCUUAGCCCGGCAGCUAGCCCUGGUGCAGCCUUACGCGCGGCGCUGGCUGCAUGCCGUGCGGUGCCGUCGCAGGCAACGGCUGCUGGCUCUGGCAGGUGGAACGUCGGCGCCAACCUUUGGUAGCCACUUCACCGCUGCGGCCGCCGCCACCGUUGCCACUGCUGGGGGGUUCAGCGGCUAUCCCUUGCCAGCGCUUGCGGCGGGGGCAGCUCCUUGGCAGCUUUCCGGCUUGAGUGUGGGGCUGUCCUCUGCGACAGCGACAACAACAGCAGCGGCGGCGGCGGCGGGUGGAGGACCGGUUGCAAAGGGUGUCGCAAGCGCCGGCGUCAACGUCGCCGCCACGACGGCCGCGGCGGCGGUGAUGACGAAGCAGCCGAUGAUCGUCCGCCGGCCGCCGCCACGCACGCCCCCAGCACUGCACACCCAUGCACCUUUACUUGCACCCCAGCAGCAACACCACCACCACCAACAACAACAACAGCACGUUCUGCACAACAACAAAUACAACAACUACUUUCAACCUGAAAUCCAGCAUCAAGGGCGACAACAACAGCAGCAGCCGCAAGGGUUACAGCAACCAGCAGCGGUAGGAGAAGCGGGGACCGCCGCAACGGGGGCUGCGGCGGUUGCGGCAGCACCUGCUGCCACCAGGGGUGUCCAUAACUCCGGUGCAUGGGCCUGUCAUGGUGGUGAAGGUGUUGUCAGCGAGAGGGCAGGAAUGAGCACCAGCCACGGGCUGCCCCAACGCGCCCGGCCGCAGCCUCGCUGCCCCGAUUUCUUGCUCCGCCGGCCUGCUACAGUUGACAGCGCCGGCCCCGGCAUCGCGCCUUGUGCCGCAGCUAAUGUACGGCAGGACCUCCGUACGGUGGAUGAUGGGCAACUCGGGUACAACGCGGCGAGCAGCGGUUGGAUUUCUGCGGCGGGAGGCGGCGGCGGAGCGACUGUGGCUUCGGAGGUAUCGCUCGCCGGGUACAGUAACGCCUACAGCGGCGCCGAAAGCAGCAUGCCGCCUAGCCGAGCAACGGCUACGGGGGUGAGAGCGGCGACAGUUGCUUCACCGUCUGCCGGCAUCACCAUUCACCGAUCUGGGCCGCUCCCGCCCGAUGUGCUGCGGCUGCCUACACGGGAUGGCAGCAGCAGUGAUGCUUCAGGCAUCACGGGUGUUGCCUUUUCAGGCUACGAAGGCUAUCUAGCUGGUGACGCCGCCACAAGCGGCGCUUUCCAGGUGGACAGUGAUUACGGCGCCGGUGGCCACAACAUUACAGGGGCUGCUACUGCUGCUGGGGUCAACGUUGACCUGAACGUUUCCAUGGCGGCCAUGCAGACCCAUGGGUCAUAUCACCCUCAUCAAGCUCCGCAAGGCCUGCCACAGCAGCCAGUUUUCAUUCCCAGGCCCAUGAUGCAGCAGCAGCAGCAUGUAAACGCCAUAGCCGCAACCCAUCCCGCCAUGCACCACGCGGGUGUGAUGGCUGCAGCUGGCGGUUCCGGUGCCAGCGGCCCAGAAGUUGCUGCACCAGUAGUAAGCAGCAGCGUUCCUGGCUACGUGAUGCAGGCCGCUGCUCCUCCCAUGCUGUCGGGGUCGCAAAGCAUGAUGCGGGGGGUACUUCCGCAACACGCACAAAGGGGGGCUGUACAUCCUCCAUCGCAGCCGCAGCUGCACCCACAACAGUUACCGUCACAGCGAGGCGGUGCGGCUACAUUGCCCGAGCCGCCACAGUCUCAACUGCCUUACAACAGCGAGGAGUUGGCGGAACUGGAAUCUCUGUUGUCGUACUGCAAAUCCCUGAAGGAUCUCCUGAACCAGCUAGAAAGUGGAGGCGGUGGCGGCAUGACAGGACUGGGGGCGGGGGCCGAGGCAGCAGGGUUGGAAGGAAGGCGUCCUGGUGGGGUUGCAGGGGGGCAAGGAAAUGCGGGUAGUCGGGAGGAGGAAGAGCAGCGGCAGCGGCAGGCGGCGGAGGUACGUGCGACGCUUAAUGCGAUGAGGCCAGCGGUUGAGGUGGCAGCAUCAAUGUUGAGGCAGAUCCGGGGUCUAGGUUGAUGCUGGUGAAGUCCGGUGACAACGCGUUGUCAAUGCUUUUGCAAAUCUUUCUGUUGGCAGCCCGUGAUGAGGGGGCUAUCUGGCGGGGUAUUCCCGUCUGCUGGUUUCGUCGCGUCUAGGUUUCGUUGCUGUACGAAGCAUGGGAGGGUGCACAGGUUAGUAACGUGGGAGUGCAGCUCAGUGCAGAUGUGUGGGAGAGGUGAGGGGUCAGGACCUCAGGAGGCAACCCUUCUGUGGACAUGUCGCCAUUGCGGCCAACCAUCCUGCCGUCCUGACGUUUGCCGAACUGACACAAGGCAUGUAAAUUGGAGGUUGAC